This is a messenger RNA of Epinephelus fuscoguttatus (brown-marbled grouper), 4410 nucleotides long. Its product is annotated as low affinity immunoglobulin gamma Fc region receptor II-a-like. The transcript is spliced from 9 exons. The record is from RefSeq and is a predicted model, not a curated record. Bases 6 to 932 code for a protein of 308 amino acids. Lineage: Eukaryota; Metazoa; Chordata; Actinopteri; Perciformes; Serranidae. Gene Ontology annotation, biological process: cell surface receptor signaling pathway. Gene Ontology annotation, molecular function: transmembrane signaling receptor activity.
ACAUAAUGGAGGUCACAGCUCUCUGCAUCGGACUGUUGACAAAUGUGUUGAUGGUUGUGGUUGCACAUGUUCACUGUCCUCCGAAAGAUGAUUUUCCUCGUAUUCUCCCAAACAGACUGCAGUUUUUUGAAUAUGAGUCCAUCAAUUUUACCUGUCAGUUUGGCUGCGUGGCUGAAUGGAGCGUGAUGAGGACACUGGAGAAUAUUGUUCCAACAAACAUCUCUAACUGGGUGACAUCAGCAGGAUCUGGCACCAUCAAACCUGCCUUUUCAUCAGACAGUGGAGCGUACUGGUGUGAAGCGGGAGACGGACUGAGAAGCAAUUCUCUCAGCAUCUCUAUCACAGCUGGUUUAGUGAUCCUGGAGACUCCUGUUCUGCCUGUGAUGGAGGGAGACACUGUGACUCUGAGCUGUAAAAAGAAGAAAACUCCCGAUGACCUCGCAGCUGAUUUCUACAAAGAUGGGCUCCGCAUUAAGACUGAAUACAAAGGAAAAAUGACCCUCUAUAAUGUGUCUACAUCUGAUGAAGGACUCUACAAGUGUAACAUCUCUGGAGCUGGAGGAUCACCAGAGAGUCAGCUGGCUGUCAGAGUGCCAGGAAGAGAAAGUUCAAUUGAUCCACAUCAUGCAACAUAUGCUGUUGUCAAAAAAACAAGAAGGGGAAAAGUCCCGGGUGGUGGUGAUGAUGUCGUUGAACCACACCAGGCAACAUAUGCUGUUGUCAAAAAACCAAAGAAGGAGAAAGGUGGUAAGGAUUUGGAUGAUCCACACGAUGCCACAUAUUCACUUUUGGAAUGGAAGCAAAAAGAACCGACAGCAGGAAGAAAGAAAGAAGCAAGGACAAAGCCAGGAGAGAAUGUUGUCUAUUCUUCAGUUAACUUCACAGCAGGAGACGUGUCUAACAGGCCACAGAAAGCAGAUGCACCUGACUAAAGGACAAGUAGGACAAGAGUCAAUUGUCUUUCAAAUGAUACAGUCACUAAAUGAUGUUACAGUGACACAGUGUUUUAUCUUUUUAAAUGGUUGUAAAAAGCCUGAAUCGUCUCUCCGUAGCAGUAUUUUUAAUGGACUGGUUAUUUUGAUAUUACAUUUCAGGCUGUUGACAUGCACUGUUUGUACGUAUUCCUAUGAAAAGUAAUGCACCAACAUUUGUACAUAUCCUAUGUAACAAUGAGGCAGUAAUUUGUGUAUAUCCUAUGUAUUUCGGAAGGCUGCAAUCAUGUGACCUACUGUAUGUGCUGACAGCAGUGAAGAAGGACGUGGUCCUGAGUGCUGUAGUUAGGAGGCAAGGUGGGGUGAUGGAUGGGUCAUAAAACACAGGGCUUUGAGUCAUUUCAAGGUAUGUCGUCACCUUGUUUCUUUCUCUCAACCUAACCUCCCUAACCUUAUGUUAAUUAUGUAACUUUAAGUUAACGACAGAUGUUGGGUGCUAAUUUGCAGGAUAUCAAACAAAACUUUGUGUGUGCAUUUUCGUAGGAUAUCAUGUACGUUUUUUAUGAUUUAAAAAGUUUAGCAUCAGCAAAUGUCAGCAGUGCAUUUACAUUUUUAAAUACGAUCCUCAGCUAUUGUUGUUAUGUUUUUCUGAGGCCAUUUCCUGGUUUGAUCUUGUGUUUCUCCAACACAGAUGACAGGACAUUGACACUCCACACAUUUUGGUUUCUUGAAAAUAAGACCAGAUUCGAAUGCCAGUUCCUCCAAAUUUUAAGAUCUUGUGAGCAAUGUAAAAAAACAAAAAUAAAAAAAAAAACAAAACAAGAAUUUCUCCCCCUUACCAUGCAGGGAGAAGGCCAUAAGGGCAGACUAAGGGAAAGUGGCUAAAACAAAAACAAAAAACAAAAAAAAUGAAAGCUGUUUGCAAGAUUUGUACAUUUAAGAACUUAAUUGGGACUCUGUUUAACCAGACUGAAAGGGUUUGUCACAUAAUAGAAAUGAUCAAAAGUAUGUUGUUUAUUACACAUUUAUGGCAGCUGUGACCAUGCAUAACUGGCAAAGGAAAAUCUCUGCAUAUUUCUAUGCACAAAUUGAAAAUGCAUGUCAAAACAGGUAGAUGGAAAUUCACUUAAUGCCUAUUGAAGUGGACUGAUGAAACAAUUUAAAAUAGUCACUGUUCACAAAAUUCGAAAGGGUUCACAUGGUUCAUUGUCCUCUUUUGUCUUUCUCUGGCUUCUUUGGUUUAGUCACACCAUCAGUGUCUAUUUUCAAAGUGAGCAGUUCAUUAGAGCAAAACAGUUGUUUCAUCCACAUUAACCACACAGUUUUAUCUGCUGUCUGCUCACACGACACGUCAACUGCUGCAGUUCUUAAAUACACUCACUGUGGUCAACAAUAUGCAGUUACAACAGUGUGACCUGAAGACACACUGAGUUUAGAGACACAUUUAUAUUUGGUUUCCCCUAACAUACUAAACCACAGAUAUCUGUUUCCCACACCCCCUGCUAUCUGUGGGGCCCAGUCUUCAUACAGCCUGACUAUAUUUUUAAACCCAAACAGAGUGCUUGAGACACGUUCAACUUGUGGUAACUUUGAGACAUGAACUCUUUCUUCUUCUUCUGUCUCACUUAAUCCCUUUCGGUUAUAUCAAAGCAGAAUGUGCUUCAAUAAAGUUAAAAGUUUAGAUCCAAUAAUACACAGGCCUUACAUUGCAUGUGCACAUUACAGAAAAUUGACCGUACAGUAUACCUAACAUGUUCUCAUCCCAAGUUGUCACAUAUUUUUGCUUUGUCAGUGGACUUUAACAUCCACAUAUUACGCAAUAGGUAUCCUCUUGUGUCUGCUGUUGAAGCUCUGGGAUGCUGCUACCAAAGUUGGAGUGUCAACAAAAGCAAAUGAGUAGGAGCAGAGAAAAACAUCAUGGUUUGGCUCUACAUUCAUACGGGAAGCAAACACCUGGCUCCCCUGUCUUUUUUGACCCAUCCACCACCCCUCAAUUAACACUGUCUGGCUGUGUAUCAUACCAACACAUGUGUUUUAUCAACUCAUGCCGUCCAUCCAUGUACCAUACUGCCACUACUGGUGCCGUCUGGCUGACUAGCAGCGAAACACCAUAAAAAGUUCCAGCCAGCCACAUUACACACUGAUGCUGCCCAACGACGUAUCAUACCACUGCCAAAGGUAGCUUCUGGCGUCAGUGUCAGACGACACAAUCAAUGCAAAGCAGUGAUUUUUGAUGACUUAGGAAUCAGACCAGCCUGGUAUCGCACUGGUAAUGUUGCCAUGUGCAGGGUACAGUGACAACCUUUUCUCUAGCUAUUAUGGUGAUAUGUGACUUUGCUGUCCCAGAUAUGUUGUGGUGACAAACUUAAUCACUUCCUGCAUUAUGUUACCAGGACACAUUUUUUGAGUAAAGCAAGUGCUAAAUUUCUGUACCACACGCUGCAUCCUUAGUUCUGUGUGCUUAGGUUCAAGCAACAAAAUCAUUCCAGUUAAGGUUAAUUACAGACUAUAAACCUGUUGUGUCUUGUGUAAGAAGUAAUUUUUGACUUGUUCCGUAUGUAAGGAAGACCAUUUUCUUAGUCCUGUGAAUGCCACAACAUAACAAUGACAUCAAGCUUCAGCUGCUACAUGCAAAUAUUGUUUUACCACACUGGAUACUGUACGGGACACUAAUGAGGCACAUUUGACAUUUUGCAACUUUGCAGAUACCUUAAUCGAAAAUGUCUCCUUAUUACAUUAAUAAACAACAAAAUUCUGGCAGCAUUACGUUUCCUUAAACAUAUACAUUAUCUGUUGUUUAAAAUGAGUUCCUGGAAGAUAGGGUUGAUCUGUGACUCUAUAAGAUCCUGUAGAAAAUGUAUGUAUAUGAAAUUGAUGGAUUUGUGUUGAAUAGAUGAAUUCUUAAUAUAUUCCGCAUGCCUUACCGCCACCCAGUCAUGAAUAUAUAAAUAAAAUCAUUACCUUUUGAACAAGAUGUCAGUUCCAAACUUUUCCUCAAACCUCACCAGAAUGCCUCACAGACAUUGAAGAAUCAAAUUAUGACAGAUAAUAAAUGUCAUUUGCCCCUUUUUUUUAUUCAAGGGAAUAUUAAGAGAAUUUCAGUGUGAGCACCUUUCCUUGUUUUGUGACUGCUGUCUGGAUGCAACUUUAGUUACCUGAAUAAAAAGGCACAGUCUAUUUUGGUGCUCAAGUUUUUGGCUUGGUUUGGACACCUUAACUUUGCCAGUUUGAUGAUUCAUGCACCUUAAUUUUAACAAUGACCCAAACUGUGUUUUCAUUUUUUUAAUAUUUUACAGAACAAUGUUAUUGCUCUUCAUUAUCUGCCAUGUGGCUUUUUAGCCUCUUCUUCAUGUAUGUUUUGUGCAUAUUGUUAUGUUUUGAAUGUUUUUGUGAUAUUAUCUGUCCUUGUUUGUACUUGUAUAUAAAACGUUUUUAUUCUACUGUAUGCCCAUCUUACCAGGACUCCCCUGGUGAAGAG